Molecule: messenger RNA, 5043 nt
Organism: Caenorhabditis auriculariae
Lineage: Eukaryota; Metazoa; Nematoda; Chromadorea; Rhabditida; Rhabditidae
Source: the annotation of a GenBank genome assembly
AUGUCCGUCAAGACGAAAGGCCUGACCGAUCAGCUCUACGGAGUCGUCUCCUCAAUUUUCCCCGGCGAUUGUUUCGAACAACUGGUCCUCCAACACAACUUCUUCCAUCGUAUGUCAUCUUCUGAACUCUGAUUGGUCGAAAUGGUUCUUUCGUUCAGCAACCUGCGGCAAAGCGGUUCUGAGCCGAUUCCUCGGCCUCGCGAUUACCGUCGGAUCCGUUCUGCUCUUUGUUCCCCAAAUUUUGAAGAUUUAUUCGGCUAAGAGCGCUAAGGUAAUGGAGGAUCAGUCAUUGAAAUGAAAAUUUUAUAGUUUUUGACAAAAAGAAAAAAGAAAAUGAUUUUUUUCUCUCGCAAGUACUCAAUUGACUGAAAAAAUGUAGGAGAAUUAAUUAAUUUUUUUGAAACAUUUCAAGACUUCAUAAAUUUAUUUUUCAUGCAAAUUAUGUAUUUUAACAGUGUGUUUUAGGACUUAGUUUCAUUGAAAAACGAUGUUCUGUGAAUAUAUUUUUUUAUAUUUUUAAUAUAUUUUUUUGGUUAAGAGCGCCAAGGUAAUGGAGGAUCCGCCAUUAAAGUAAAAUUUUUGCAGUUUUUGACAAGAUUCACUUGAAGAAUUUCUAUUAGAAGUUUUUAAAAACGUUAUUUUUUAUGGAAAGUUAAAAUUUUAACAGUGCUAUUUUAGGAUUUCGUCCCAUUAGGACGAUUUUCUGGGAUGAUAUUUCAGGUUUUAAUAGAUUUGUUCGGCUAAGAGUGCCAAGCUAAUGAAGGAAUCUUCAUUAAAUGAAAAUUUUCAGUUUUUUUGACAAGAUUUACUUGAAGAAUUUCAAUGAAAAAAACUUUAUACACCUAUUUUUUUAUAUGAAAACUGCGAAAUUGGGUUCUUGUUUCAUUUUUUUAAAAAAAUUUUUCUGAGAAGAUGUUACAUAAGUAAAUAAAAAAAUAAAUAAAUAAAUUUAUCGUACAAACAGCUUUUUCUGUUCACUUUUUGCUAUACAAAACUGCAAUAAAAGGUCUUGAAGAGAAUUUCGGUCAAUAUUAAUAUAUGAUCUUUUUGGCAGAAGAGAAAAACGGGACAAGUUUGUGUGAAACAGGGUAUUAUUACUUUGAACUCUUGAAAGUUAUAUUUUCCAGGGAAUUUCUCUCAUCUCCCAACUCCUAGCCCUCGUUGGAGCCGCCUCUACCGCCGCCUACAGUUAUCGAUCGAAUUUUGUUUUCCCGUUGGUUUUGAUGUAUUUUUAAAGAAAUUGAACUGUGAUAAAGUCCCGGGCAUUGCCCAAAAAUAUCCCGAGCAAGGCCCAGAAAGGAGGCAAAAAAUGGUUCUAGAGCUCUUUUUCAGGUUUCUAAAAAAGUAUCAAAAAUUUCACUGAAUUUUCUUUCACCGUUUUCCUGCCUUUUAUCUUCUUUUUCGUUAAAAAGGCUCUUUUUAGUUGAAGGUUAAGGAAAAAGGUAUUUUUUUAUGUUCUUCUAGACUUUUUCCUGUUGUUUAAAAAAACUGUGUGAAGGACCUUAAAAAAAGCUUUUCAAUCAUUUUUAUCAGGAAAUAUUUAAACUUAACGGCGUUCUUAUGAAGAAAAAAACCUGUCAAAAAGUCUAUCAAAGAAAUUUAAUUUUUUUGAUAUUUAUGGAGAUUUUGGAGAUUUCAAAAUUCGCUUUAUGAAGUAAUAAGCAAUCUUUAUAGAGAUUUUUCGGAAAAAAAAUGACGCUUCUAUUCCAUUUUUAGGCCUUAGAUUGACAUCAGUUGCUUGAAAGUUCUCUUUGUAAUCCAUAAGAUCAUGGAAUUGAACCAUGGUAACGUUUAAAAGCUGCCUAAAACAUGAUUUUGACAAUUUCAAAUCAUUUUUAUCAGAAAUUAUUUGAUUUUUACGAGGUUCUCUACUAGAAAUCCAGUCGAAAAUCCUUUCGAAAGAAUUUUUUUUUUUUGAUGUUCAUGAAGAAUUUGAUGAAUUUUUUGUUUAGAAAUCAGACAUUUAUAGAGGAUUUUGGAAAAAAAUUUCCAUUUUCAUUCCAUUUUUUUAAGCUUAAGUUGACAUUCCUUGCAUGAAAUUUUUACUCAAAAAAAUUCAGGAAAUAUCUUUAAAAUUCAUAAAGUUCUGGAGUUGAGCCAUGGUAGAGUUUAGAAGCUGUCUAAAAAAACAUGAUUUUUGACAGGUUUUUUUCAAAUUUGUUUCAUCAAAAAAAUCCUUAAUUUUAUAUUUACUCACCAGCAGCAGUUGACCCAUGUUCAUUCAGUUUUUUUUGAAAAUUUGCCGCUUUUGUUCAAAUUUUGAGCCCUACUGGAAAAAUUUUUAGUGGUCACUCUAGAGCCUCGCCAAGAACUACUUGGAUAGGACACUAAAGUGGCCACUAAACCGACCUCUAUAGUCGCCACUAUUUUCUGAUUUAGUGGCCACUGCAGUAGUUUUUCAUCCAGUUUUCCUUCCAGUAACUCUGAUAACUUUAAAACAAACAGAUCGGACCAGUUAUGUUGAUCCAUUGACCCCUAAAGUGGCCACUAAAAUUUUAAGUGGUCUAAUAGUAGCACUUGGACCUCUAUAGUGGCCACUUAUUUUUAACUCCUUGAGUGGCCACUAACUUGACUACUACAGUGGCCUCUAAAACGUCAAAACCCAAUAGUGGCCACUAAAAUUUUUCUCAAAAUGCAAUUUUUCAACCUUCCAGACAAUGGGGCGACACUCUUUUCGUCUCGAUCCAAGUUGUCAUUAUCAUCCUCCAGAUUUUGUACUACCAAGGCGCUUUCUUCUCUUCGGCCAUCUUCUUGGCUUUCGUGUAGGUUUUUUUUUUCUUACAAUACAAAUUAAUUUCAAAUUCUUCAUUUAUUUUUCAGUUCUUCAUCAGUUUACGCCGUCGUUAACGGCUUGGUUCCCAUGGAAGCCCUGACGGGCCUCCAAGCUGCUGGAAUUCCGAUCGUUUUCAUCAGCAAAGUCGGUUUUUAGUGGAAGAUUUCGACAGAAAAUUGACAGUUACCUCAGAAAAGUUAGGGAUUUUGGGAUAAAAUUGAAUUUUUUGGUGGAUUUAUGCUAGUUUUUGACACUGGAAAGUGGUAAUUUUCGAUUUUGAGACUGUGUGAUUUUCCAAUUCUCUGAAUGAUGAGAAUUAUGAUGAGAAAUUCAGAAAAUUUGUAGAUUUUUGUCGGUUUUUAGGCUGAAAAUGAGAAAAAUAUUCAAACUUGUAUAGAAAACUGUGAAUUUUUCAAAUUUUUUUACAGUGAAAAAUUUAUUCCUUUCUUCAAUAGAAUGUCCGAAAUAAAUCAUAAUUCAAAAAAUAAUCAUUUUUCCAUUUCUGCAGACCCUCCAAUGCCUGCAAAACUACAGAGAAAAGAGCACCGGCCAGCUUUCUCUCAUUUCCGUUUUCUUGCAAUUUGCAGGUUAGUUAGGACCCUUUUAAAGGUUCCGACUUGUGGAACUAUUGAUUUUAGUUCAAAUUUGCAUGGGUUGCUGUUUUAGAGUUAAAAAAUGUUAGACUAUUCCAAGCCAAUUUGUAAAGAUUUUGUAUCUCUUCCGAGCUACUGAACCCUUCGCUUCGAUGCGCGUAGCCUGUCUCUAAGCAUGCGCCUUUAUUUUAGCCUAAACCGUUUUAUUAAAGGCGCAUGCAGAGAGGCAGGCCGCGCGUACCGAAGAGAAGGGUUCUGUAGCUCGCAGGAAGAUAAAGCUGCUGCAAAACGGGCUAUAGUCUGUACAGAUUUUGAAUUUAAAGUCAAUGCUCAAACUCCGCCCCUUAUGCGUAGAUCGAACCAAUCAGAGCGCGAGCUAUUCAUAGAGCGUUUUUGAGGGCGGGGUUUGCUGCUUGACAUCGCCUAUAUACGACAAGCGCGAGUUUUCCGUUUCCGAAGAGUACGGUAUGUGAAAUUCUGCAUUCUGUGGGGUGCACUUUCUCUGAUGCAAUGAGGUUGUAACCAGCAGCGAACCCCGAAAAAGUGAACUUUUCGUUGAUUUUUUCGUUGCACCCCCGUUGGAGAUGGAAGGUGUGCACCUCUGGUGUCUCUAAUAAAAAUUGGGUUGUAACCAGUAAUGAACCCCCCUCCCCCCCCAAAAAAAAUUAUAUUUACGUUGAUGCUUUUCGGUGCACCCGCGUUAGACAUGGACGGCGUGCACCCCUGGUGCCUCUGAUAAAAAAAUUGGGUUGUACCUCGCAGUGAACCCCCCCUCCCCCCAAAAAAAAAUAUUUAUGUUGAUGUUUUCGGUGCACCCGUGUUAGACAUGGACGGCGUGCAUCCCCGGGGCAAUCGGUCAAAAAAAAAAAGAUUCUUUGAGCUACCGUAAUGACUAACUCUAACAAAAGUAGCGGCGCACCCUGUCUGGAAUCCCCGGUUCCACUCCGGGGUGCACCCCGUUUAGCUUCAAAUGCCUAUUAAGGUACUUCUUCCGUACACGAUUUCGAAGGGGUUUUUUCUAAUUAUCACCAUUUUCUACAAUUUCUUCUUAGACUUUUAAAGUCUGUUCAGAUUUUGAAUGUAAACUCAAGCUCCGCCCCUAAUGGUGCGAUAAACCAAUCAGAUAGCGAGCCAUCCACAGAGUGUUUUUGAAUGACGUCAUUGCACUUGACAUUAAGAAUCUGAACAGACUAUACGGUAGCUCAAAAAGACUUUUCAUUUUCGACCAGUUGUUCCAAAGGUGCACGCUAUCCGGGUCCAACGCGGGGUGCACCGGAAACGUCAAUUGAUUCUUAUUUCUUUAAUGAAUCAUAAAGGAUGGUUCCAUUUCAAUAAAGCUCAAAAUCGAAAUAGAAAAAAAAAACGCGAGCAUGGACCCCUCGGAAGCGUCACGCAACAAAAGUGCAAACACGCAAAGUGCACAACUCGAAAUGCGGACUUUCACCUACAGUACUCUUCGGAAACAAAACCCUCAUUUUUCGUCUCACCCAACAGUUAAAAACAUAGAAAAUCAGCACAUUUCCAGGAACAUUGGCCCGUGUGUUCACCUCCGUCCAGGAUACCGGUGAUCAGCUUCUCAUCAUUUCGUAUGGAAGUGCCGCCGUCCUCAACGGCCUGAUCUUCGCCCAAUUUUUCAUUUACUGGAACUCGACCAACGCCAAGAAGAAGUUCAAUUAA